Messenger RNA from Drosophila kikkawai, 276 nucleotides. RefSeq names its product male accessory gland serine protease inhibitor-like. The record is from RefSeq and is a predicted model, not a curated record. Lineage: Eukaryota; Metazoa; Arthropoda; Insecta; Diptera; Drosophilidae. Gene Ontology annotation, molecular function: serine-type endopeptidase inhibitor activity.
UACAAAAUAUAUAAAACCAACUUCGCUAUGAGGCUGCUGAUUUUCUUGGUUGCAUUUGCUGCCUUUUUGGCUAGUUCCUUUGCUCUGAAAAAUGAAAUCUGCGGUCAACCUCAUUCCCGCAAUGGUAAUGGCAAAAUCACCUGCGAAGCUUAUAUUCCCAGUUGGACCUACGAUUCGUCGGCCAACAAGUGCGUCAAAUUUGUUUACGGAGGCUGCGGUGGCAAUGAAAAUCGUUUCGUUAACAAAGAGAUUUGCGAAGAAAAGUGCUUGCAAUAA